AAACGCAUCCUCAUGUAAAAACAAUUUAUCCAACCGAACCUGGUGGCCGAGUCUCACUCAUCUAAAUCACUCCUAAAAACUCGCCUCUUGUUUAUCUGUUUACAACUUCCCUUAACCAGAAAUCUCGAGUGAAGAUAAAGAAGAUGAUGAUGCGGGACGACGCCGCCACCAACAACGACAACGACAACGACAACAAUCUACCCAACACCGAAAAAUCCGACUUCGACCAAGAUUCUUACCUUAAUUUCGAUUUCUUCUCGUCUAUGUCCAAACCCAAGGAUUAUUACAAGAUAUUGGAAGUGGGUUAUGAUGCUACGGACGAUGCGAUUCGAUCAAACUACAUACGCCUUGCCCUGAAAUGGCACCCGGAUAAGCAGAGAGACCAGGACUGUUCCACUUUCAGAUUUCAGGAAAUAAACGAGGCUUAUCAAGUUUUGAGUGAUCCUGUGAAGAGGUUAGAAUAUGACAAGAAUGAAAUGCAGUAUGUCUAUGAUUACAACAUAAUUGUAAGAGUCUCAAUUCCUGAGCUGAAAGCCUCUUCAUAUGCCGAUACACUUGAGGAUGGUCUUCUAAUCUUUUCAUUUGUUGGUUGCACCUGCAGGAGUAUCUCAACCGUUACAAGGGUCUUAUAUUGACGUGCAACGGUCUUGGAAUAAAGCAUUCAGUCUGGUAAAAAGAGACGGACCACACCACAGUGCAUAGAGAUGUCAUUUUAGGUAGAAUUUUGAUUAGUGCGUCACUGCAUUUCUUCAUAAUAUCUGUUGAAUCUGCAAGUGGUACAAUUGAGGACAAGGGACCCCUGUGGGGGCUUACUGCAAUACUGCUUAUGCGCAUCAUGUAUAGGUAGACGCGAAGAUAUCACCAUCUUGUUGUGACAUCUUAGCUCGUGUUAGUUACCCUCAUCUUGGAACUGUCAUUUACUUUUCUCCUUUUGUUUAUGAAACGGUUGAAGAGGAUUUUAUUUAGCCUUACAUCUCCUCCCUACAUAUAAACUGAGUAACACCUCCCGAUUAUAUAAAAAGCACCGGAAUUAGGCUAUUAGCUGGUUUUAACA
This is a messenger RNA of Cannabis sativa, 1054 nucleotides long. RefSeq lists its product as uncharacterized. The record is from RefSeq and is a predicted model, not a curated record. Gene Ontology annotation, cellular component: cytoplasm; nucleus. Bases 144 to 635 code for a protein of 163 amino acids. Lineage: Eukaryota; Viridiplantae; Streptophyta; Magnoliopsida; Rosales; Cannabaceae. The transcript has 4 exons.